GAAACUAGCACAUCAGGAGUUCAUUUUCUAUCUUAGCACUUCUGGUGCUCCUUUGAACUCCUCGCACCAAACCCGUGUUCCCACUCUGUCACUUUCCUCCCUCCAUCAUAAAAAGGUCUCGGCAGCCGGCGGCUCCAGCCUUUGCUGGUGGACAGAGGGCAUCGCUUCUCCCCAGUGCUCCUCCAGCAUGGACAAAUUGCACGAGACAUUGAUAAACAUGGAAGAUGCUUUGGGUUCGGAACACUCCGCCUGCUUAUCAUCCUGGGACUGGAAAAGCUCUGCUGGGUCUUUCGAGCUGCACCCCAUCUCGCCCCCGCACAGCUUGUCCCCGACGCCCUCCUUCGAGUCCUACUCCUCGUCCCCUUGUCCGGCGGCAGCAGAGACCCCCUAUGGCAGCGGCGGCAGCGGCCUGGUGGGAUACGGCCUGGUGGACUUCCCCCCCGCCUACCUGCCCAGCCCCGGGCAGGCCCGGCUGCCCAAGGGCACCAAGGUGCGGAUGUCUGCCCAGCGCAGGAGGAAGGCCAGCGAGAGGGAGAAGCUGCGCAUGAGGACCUUGGCCGACGCGCUCCACACGCUGCGCAAUUAUCUGCCCCCCAUCUACAGCCAGCGGGGCCAGCCCCUCACCAAAAUCCAGACCCUGAAGUACACCAUCAAGUACAUCAGCGAACUGACCGAGCUCCUCAACAGCGUCAAGCGGGUGUAGAGCCCGCUGGGAGCAGCCGCCGUGGCACGCUCAGGGUCUUUACAAACAAAAAACCAUCGAAAUUUCUUCCUCGUCGUGCAGUGGGGCAGGGUGUGAGAGAAGGACAGCGCAAGGGAAGGGGAGCCACCGCUGUACGUGGGACGCAAUGCUGGAAGGUGAUGUAGGAUUGCCUGAAAACCUGAGCUGCAGGUUGCUGAGACAGAAGCCUUGCUCUUUGCCGUUUUUUUAUUUUACUUUUUUUUUUAAAAUAAGCUUUUGAGAAAUAUUAAACCUAGUCUGAUACAAAAGUAAAAAAAAAGCCAACUGAUCUUCCUAGGAUUUACAUAUCACUGUUCUGACUGAUCUUAUUUUAUAAGGACAAUAGUAAAUCCAUAGGUGUUAAACUGCAUUUUAAAAAAAUGACAACUUUGUAAGAAUACUAAGUGUAUUGAUUUGUAGGCACUUUAAUAAUAGGAUAAGGAAGAACAUGUAUUUAGUUCAAGUAUUGUCUAUUUAUCCAUGUUUCCACUGUACCUAGAAAUCAAGAAAAUAACUAAUAGUGAGAACAUCUUUGCAUGUAAACAAAUAAAUAUCAGUGUCAUAGUCUGUAUCCUGUAUUAUAAAUCUGAUUGAUAGAUAAGUAAAAUCUAGUGAUGACUGCUAAAUAUUGCAAAUGGAAUAUAAGCAAACUGACAUUUUGUAUAAAUAAAUUGCUGUUAACUCCUCUCUUUAUUAAUAUAUACAGAAGUAUAUAAUUUUUCUGUAUUUAAUGUGUAA
This is a messenger RNA of Corvus hawaiiensis (hawaiian crow), 1459 nucleotides long. It is a transcript of the gene MSGN1, whose product is annotated as mesogenin 1. Gene Ontology annotation, molecular function: RNA polymerase II cis-regulatory region sequence-specific DNA binding; protein dimerization activity; DNA-binding transcription factor activity, RNA polymerase II-specific. The record is from RefSeq and is a predicted model, not a curated record. The transcript has a single exon. Gene Ontology annotation, cellular component: nucleus. Gene Ontology annotation, biological process: regulation of transcription by RNA polymerase II; mesoderm formation. The coding region runs from base 188 to 703 and encodes 171 amino acids. Lineage: Eukaryota; Metazoa; Chordata; Aves; Passeriformes; Corvidae.